This is a messenger RNA of Dioszegia hungarica, 720 nucleotides long. RefSeq lists its product as uncharacterized. NCBI's taxonomy places the organism in Eukaryota, Fungi, Basidiomycota, Tremellomycetes, Tremellales, Bulleribasidiaceae. The coding region runs from base 1 to 720 and encodes 239 amino acids. The transcript is spliced from 3 exons. The record is from RefSeq and is a predicted model, not a curated record.
AUGAUGCACUUCUUCAAAUUUGCCACCCUGGUAGCCCUCCUCCUCAGAACGACAAGCGCUCAAACCAGCUCAGUCACCAAUCGGAUCGAGAUCGUCAAGGAUCUUCAGUUCCAGCUCAUCGGUGAUGCCGCACAAGGGGCGAAAGCUCAGAAAGUGGCUAGCGAUGGACGAAUCACCGGUCCAGCCACUAUCGUACUCGACGGCCUCGCCGGCGGAUCUGCGUACAAGUGCAACUUCAUCGCUCCCUUUACCGGCUUCCAGACCACCGACUGGUACACGAAUAUCAGAUCCCACAGAAGUUCGGAUGCGGGUGGGCCGCUAGUCAUGGACUGCGGUCAGGAUCAGCUUGAUCCGGAAAGCGGACCUUACCUCACUCUGUACCCAGACGGAGUGAAGUUACGGUUGGACAAACGGCCAGGUCUUGAACUCUUCGAUGGUGCCACUAUCGGCUCCUUCGACAAAACGACCGAGCAUAUAUCAGGGGCGACGUUCAAGGGUGUCGCAUACAUGAAGUGGCCAUGGGAUAAUAUCGGGUUUACGGUUAUUACCCAGAGGUUCAGUUACAGUUGCGUGGUCGGCACUCGUGAUGGACAUGACCAAACCAAGGAUGUUGUAUUCUGCAUUCGAGAGGACCCGGUACCUGCUGAUCAGGACAAAGACUCGAUUGGAGCGACGUGGCCGAUCCAGGAUAAUGUAGGCGUCCGAUGUAAGAGGGCCUAG